AUGGAUGCCAAGAAAGGGGCAGGUUUACCUUAUCCACCUCCCCUGACUAAUGACAAUUAUUCCUCAUGGUCUGUGAAAAUGAAAGCCAUGCUUCAGAGUCAGAGGGUGUUUGGAGUGAUUGAAAAUCCAAUCCCAGCUGCACCCACACCAGCUUGGAAUUCUCAGAAUGUGAAAGCCAGGUCGGCUAUGAUUCUGUGUGUCUCAGAUGAGCAGCUCGUGCAUAUAGCAGAUAUGCAACACGCGCGCGAAAUUUGGCAAACGCUGCAAAGAAUCCAUCGAAGGGAUGCUGCAGGUACUGCGCUGUUGCAUUUUGAAAAACUCACAAACAUGAGACUGGCGCCUGAUGGGGAUGUGAUGGUGCAUUUGACAGAGAUGAAACAUUUACGCCAGCAGAUGGCGCAACACAAUUUCCUCUUCAGGAAGAGAUAUUUUGCUUUAUGAUCAUUAACAGCCUUAAUCGGACUUACAAAACCGUUGCAAGUCAACUUGGAUCUCUACCUGUAUCUGUUAACUUUUGAUAAGAGUGAUUACAAAAGUUGUACUGCAUGUGAGUCUAAAAUGCUUUCUCUUGCAGGUAUAUCGGACGGAGCCAAGGCUAAAAAGGCACCUAAGAUUACCAGUGUUUUUCAGCGAGUGUAUGCUGAUGUAAUUGGUCCUCUAGCACCAUCUAGAGGCAAUGCAAAAUACUACCUUGCAUUUGUUGAUCACUAUUCUCAAUAUGUAUGGAUAUAUAUAUUGGGAUCACCCAGAGAAACCUUAGCAAGGUUUAAAGAGUUUUGUGAUAAGGUUAAGAAUAUUCAUGAUGCUAAUAUUGAUUUUCUUUUCACAGAUGAAAAGCCAAUUUUUCUUUCACAGGAUUUUCAGGAUUUCAUCAAGAGACAACGGAUAGAGCAUAAAAUUGCUGUCUCAGAAGCUGCAUGGAACAAAAGUGUGUGUGUAAAGGUGAACAAAGAGUUGCAGAAUGGCAUGAAUGCACAAUUGCUGAGUUCACAUUUGCCACGUGAGUAUUAGGCUGAAGCUUUAUCUUCUUAUUGUUACACUUGGGUGAGAAAGGUUUCAAAAGGUAUGGAAAGUUCUCCUUUUGAGAGGCUAUUCCACAGGAAACCUUCUGUAAAUCAUUUUAAGGUUUUUGGAUCUCACAUCCGUACAGAAACUCCAGAUGGGGUAAAGAAUGCCAGAGGCAUUUUUGUGGGUUAUGAAAAGGGUCUCUACAGAGUAAUUUUGUCUGAAUCUGGUCAGGUGAUUCUCACAAAGUUUCUAGAGAGCACUCCAAGACAGGAGACAGAGGUUUUUCAAACAUUUCCCAUUGCUGACAAUUCAGAUGAUGAUUCUGAUGAUUCUGAUUAUUCUGGUACUGAGAGUGACACAGAAAGCUCAGGAAGUUCUGUUGACACAGUCAUUGAGAGAGGUUCACACACAAUGGCUAGACCUUCACAGGUUAAGGUUGAACCACUGUUUACUGUUGGAACUGGUUCUCCAAAAGGUCCUGAGGAUGAACCAGUCAGCAAGGAGGAUCAACACCUCAUACGCAGGUCUGAAAGAAUCACAAAGGGCGUACCACCCAAGAGGUAUUCUCAAGAGUUUGCUAAUUCAGCUGUUGCAUGUAUUACUAUUGUUGACAACUCAAGCCUGGUAAAAGGUGUGUCUAAGUCAGAGACAAAGACACAACAGGGAGUUGCUAAGCGUAACACUACAUUCCCUAACCAAGGUAAUGCAGAUGCACUCAUUCCUUGGAAAACAGACACCCAAAGAGUUACAUUGGUGAAACCAGUGGCGAGUAGUUCCAAGGGUGGAACUGAAACAACACGAGAUUGUUACAUGUAUAACUACUGUUUGUUUUCUUCUCUGGAUCAAGCUUUGCUCGCAGCUAACGUUGAUUCAUAUGGGGGAGUAUGUUACGAUAUGAGAGCAACGCAGCUGCAAACUGGCAGCUUGGUGAAAACAUCACAUGAUGUGACUAGCUGUGGGAAAGAAUCUUCCCGGAAGUUCACAGGCUUCUCAAAGCUUUGUGAAGUGUGUAAUAUAAGACCUUCCUGUUGCGUAUGUGAAGGAAGUCUUAGUCACUUGCUUGCUGAACACUGAACUGUUCGGACAUGUUUUUUGUAGAGUUACAUCAGUCAGAAAUAAACAAGAUGUAAAAGGAUUUCUGACUAUCUCCUUUCUCUUGCCGGUCAUUACGAGUGAAGGGUAUAAAGUGGUCUGUAACGCAGGCUCAAAAAUAUUCUGAAUUUUUUCAGCAGGAGAUCAUACAAACCUAUUCAGCCCUUGGCAUAACUUCAUAUGAUCACGAUCAAACUAUUAAUCUAUUUGCCAAUCUGUUGAAUGACCUCACGUCAUUCUUUUCUGUCCCAACCCACCAGGCAAAUUGGGCCCACCCCAAGACAGGUGCACCGUGGUUUAACCGUAAUUGCAAACAAGCCAAACAACAUCUUUGUGCUAUUUAUAAUGAUUACAAAUCCUCAGGGCGAUUACGCUUCCCAAGGAGUACUAUCAGGCAAAAUCAGCUUACAAAUAUGUGCAGAAAAAGGCCAAACAGGAAUGGCAAUUGAACCGCUGGCAAGCACUUAUAGCUGCCUCAAGUACCCGUAAUUCCGAAAAUUCUGGCUGUUGGUUAACAGAAAAUCGAAAAGAUACCCCUUAACAGUUAUUCCUGCCCCAAUUUGGGAAUCCUUUCUAAGGAAUUAUUUUGCCUUACCAGACCUUAAUAUUAAUACAAUAGAUGGAGUCUAUGAGCAGCUCCCUCUUUGGCCACCCACUGACCCGGAAGAAAUCCACAGACUUAUUUCUAAUCUUAAAAUCGGAAAAGCCCCCGGUCCUGAUCUAGUCCCGGCAGAAGCUAUAAAACUUCAUGCUGACUGGUGGGCGAAAAUCUUGGCCGCUACCUUUGAUGCCGUAAACAACAGUGGGAAGGUACCAAGAAUAUGGAAGGAUGCGAUUAUUGUUCCAAUUCAUAAAAAGGCUCGACAGAUGACCCGGAAAUUACAGGAAUAUCAGUUUAUUGUCAUUAAUUGGGAAAAUAUAUGCACGGUUCUUGUUAACUAA
Messenger RNA from Podarcis lilfordi (Lilford's wall lizard), 3042 nucleotides. The record is from the annotation of a GenBank genome assembly. Lineage: Eukaryota; Metazoa; Chordata; Lepidosauria; Squamata; Lacertidae.